Labrus bergylta (ballan wrasse) is the source of this 4969-nucleotide messenger RNA. It is a transcript of the gene mpp3a, whose product is annotated as MAGUK p55 scaffold protein 3a. Gene Ontology annotation, molecular function: protein binding. Lineage: Eukaryota; Metazoa; Chordata; Actinopteri; Labriformes; Labridae. The record is from RefSeq and is a predicted model, not a curated record. Gene Ontology annotation, cellular component: cell-cell junction; plasma membrane.
CUCAGCGGCAGCAGGUUUUUGAGAGCAGCAGCCCAAAGGAGGAGGAGGAGGAGGAAGAAAGGAGAAGGAGGAGGAGGAAAAGAAGGAAUCAGAGCGAGAGGAACCGUGUGGCUGCAGUCAGGAGGGACACAAGCACAGAGAGACAGGAAAAGGAGGAAACACUGACAAGAGAAGGCUUCUUCCCCCCCCUCACCUCACUGACCCAUGAAAGAGGCCAUGCCGGUCCUCACAGCAGGAGCAGGGCUGCAUGAGACGCUGGCCCUGCUGACCUCUCAGCUGCGGCCAGAUGCCAAUCACAAAGAGGACAUGGUCUUCCUCAAAGACGUCUUCAGUGAGAGGAGCCUGGGAUACCUCAUGAAGAUCCACGAGAAAUUGAGACAGUAUGAGAGACAGAGUCCAACUCCCGUCCUUCACAGUGCCUCUUCUCUGGCAGACGAUGUGGCCGAGGAGCUGCAGGGUGGACCAAUGAGCUCAGAGGAGAAGGAGCUGCUGCACCUGCUGACGUCACCACAUCUCAAGGCCGUUCUGUCCGUGCACGACACUGUGGCUCAGAAGAACUUUGACCCCGUGCUGCCGCCUCUGCCAGACGACUUAGAGGAUGAGCUGGAGGAAGAGUCAGUGAAGAUCGUCCGACUGGUGAAGAACAAGGAGCCUCUGGGAGCCACCAUCAGGCGGGAUGAAGCUACCGGUGCUGUGAUUGUGGCUCGGAUCAUGAGAGGAGGUGCAGCUGAUCGCAGUGGUUUGGUCCAUGUAGGAGAUGAACUCAGAGAAGUCAACGGAGUCUCCGUGAUCCACAAGAGACCUGAUGAGAUCAGUCAGCUGCUGUCCCAGUCCCAGGGCUCCAUCACUCUGAAAAUAAUCCCUGCCAUUAAAGAAGAGGACCGCCUGAAGGAGAGCAAGGUGUACAUGAGAGCUUUGUUUGACUACAUCCCGCUGGAAGAUAAAGCGACACCUUGCCAAGAAGCAGGACUCCCCUUCAAACGGGGAGACAUCCUGCAGGUGGUAACCCAGGACGACCACACGUGGUGGCAGGCCAAGCGUGUAGGCGACAGCAACCUGCGAGCCGGACUCGUGCCCUCCAAACUGUUCCAGGAGAGGCGACUGGCUUACAGGAUGAAAAUGGGCACGCUCCCGAAUCCUAAAUCGCCUAAAAAGCCUGUCUCUGACCAAGGAUGUGAUAAAGAGGACUGUGACUGUGAGGGCUAUUUCAAUGGACAGUACAUAGUCUCUCCUAAGUGUAAAGCAGUGGCGCCCUCCUGUGGCCAGGUGUUUUCCUGGGAAUUUUAUUCAGCUGGUUUACGAAGAAGUUUCCGGAUGAGUCGGAAGGACAGGCAAGGAUCCUCUGGGGAGGGCUCUGAUCCUGGAGACCCGGACUUUCAGACAUAUGAAGAGGUGACCCGAUACCAGCAGAGGCCCAAUGAGAGGCCUCGACUUGUGGUUCUCAUCGGUUCUCUUGGAGCACGAAUAAAUGAGCUCAAACAGCGGGUGAUCGCUGAAAAUCCUCAUCGUUUUGCAGUGGCUGUACCGCAUACCACCAGGCCUAAGAAGCCUCAUGAGAAGGAGGCUGUGGAGUACCAUUUUGUCACUAAACAGCAAUUUGAUGCAGACGCUUUAAACAACAAGUUUAUUGAGCAUGGGGAAUACAAGGAGAACCAGUAUGGCACAAGUAUAGAGGCUAUCCGCUCUGUGCAGGCCAAGAACAAGAUGUGUGUAGUGGACGUUCAGCCUGAGGCCCUGAAGAGGCUGCGGACAGCGGAGUUCAAACCCUACGUCAUCUUUGUCAAACCUCGUGUUCCUGAGAGCAGACGUCGGCGCAGUGCUGCCACUUCUCCAGGAGGGGGCGAUCAUGGCCGCAUUACAGAUGAAGAUCUGCAGGAGAUGCGACAGUCUGCCAUUCAGAUCGAUCAGCAGUAUGGACACCUGGUGGACCGGGUCCUAAUCAAAGAGGAUUCUGCCAGUGCCUGUGCAGAACUAAGGGGGAUCUUGGAAAGGCUGGAACGAGAGUCUUUCUGGGUUCCUGUCAGCUGGGUGCGGACCUAAAGUCACAUCCCCUCCUGCAAGAACUUCACAGCCAACCCACCCUGAUCCUGCACCUGUCCAGAGCUCUCCUCCUCCUCCUCCCCAAAGGCUUAGAGGGGCAGCCUGGGAGUCUGCUGAGCUCUCUCUGUGUGAAUGAUGCAGGGCUGCUCAGACAGCGAUAAAGGGAGGCACCAAAGGGAGAGGAUGAUGUCAUAGAGGACAUCACCGUCUGGGGUGUUGGAGCGGAUCGAUCACCACCAUUUUAAGCACCCAAAAAUCCCAAGUUUUUUUUCUCACUUUCAAGAGUUUUAACAAUCCGGGUCUGGUUAAAUUUAUUCAUUGACUUUAAAGACAAGAGACUGAUGAAGGUUGGUGUUAAGAAAAUGAUUUAUUCCUUAUGCUGUCACUCUUUUUAGAUGAGUGUGUCAGGUUUGGUUACCCACUCAAAGGACUUCUCAGUCAAUCAGCUUUAUUGUGACUCUUUUUGGAGUACCUUCAGUAGCAUGUUUUACUUAACUUAAUGCCAAUCUCAGAAUGCUUCCUGUUCCUGCUCAUGCAUCCUGUACAGCGUAAGACCAUCAACCACUCUCCAGAACAGGACUAGUUGAUAAAUACAGUAACAUGAAUGCAUUUGAAACAAUUCUUUUUUUUUUUUUUUGCUUAACAUCUGCCAGAAACACAACGGAAUGUGAGAACUUUAUUUUCUACAGAACUGUUUGUUUUUAGGAAACGCAUGAUUAUUAAUCUCAGAUUGUAAAUAUUGUAAAUGUUUACUUCUCUUGUGCCAACGAAUGAUCUCGUAGCACUUCAAUGCCUGUUUACCGGUAAUUCCCAGGAACCCACUUUCUGUUUGUGUGUAAAACAAUAAUUUGCACAAAGUAUGUGUGAAUGUAUGUCACUGUGUAUAUUCAUACACCACCCGAAGAGUCCCAUUCUACGUACAGGAUUAGGUUUUUAUGACAGUGUCCUUUCAUAUAUCUGUAAUUUUGACAGCAGAAGACGGCGAGGGUACUGGAUGUCUCUUUUCUUUGAUAAUCAGAGCUUCACUUCAUUGAUGUUUUGUAAAACCAGAAACACAAAGUUAAGAUGGUACAAGUGAUUAUUAUUAAUGGGUCCCAUACUAUAGUUUAAACAAUUAGUCAAUAAGUCAUUCUACAGGAAGUUAACAGUCAACUUCAUCAGAAGUUUUGAUAUUUGAUCAUUUCAUUUAUUCAGACAGCAAACAAACCAACAUUCCCUUGUUUGAGCUGCUCAGCUGGGACUUUUUUCCAUCUUGUCUUUAGUGUGGUGAAACUGAAGGCUGGUUUAAAGUCAAACUAACAAGAAGACGUCACAAUGUUUAGAGCUCAUGGGAAGAGUUUUUAACUGGUUAUGAAACAUUUCAUUUAAUACUCUAUGAACCACAGAAGCAAACCAUAAGGGACAAGAAUGAUUAUUUGUACACAUCAUUUUUAAUGCCUGAAACGGCUGCCACUGAGUAGGUAGUCAGAUUCAAUUAUGGAUUGCAUGCUGCAGAAACUAUGACUAUAUUUUUACAUUUUCCACAGCAAAGAUUCUCAGAGUGAGUGAUAUAUUUGACUGGUUCACGAAAGCAUGAUGAGAAUUUAUGUUAAAAACAUUACAAACACUUGUAAAGGACAAAAUCAGUAAAGAGAUCAUUCAAUCUAUCAAGCAACCUUAAUUUGUAGAGAACAAAUAACAUUGCAAAGUUACAGUGGCAAGGAAAAACUUUAGUGUAACAGGCAGAAACCUUGAGCAGAAUCAGACUUCUGCUGAAACUGUGUUGAGAUAAAAAUCACUGCUUUGUCCAGAGGGCUCGCCAAAGCCAACCCAAAGUGAAAGUUCCUCAUAAGAGCUUUAAGAUUGUUUUAAAUACCUUUGGAGACUAUAUAUAUAUAUAUUUCUGAUUUCACUUCAGGAUGGUGUCACCACUUUAUCAUAAAGGUACAUUGAGUUGCUGUUCAUCUUAAUUAAUUUCUUUUCUCCUCCUGGUUGUGAAAACAUCCCUCUGUGAAUCAUUUUUACUGAAAGUGAUGAGGAAAUAAUCUCCCUUACCCCCUCCCCUGUGUAAAGAUUGAUCCCAGGCCACACUAUGAAGUAGCAGGGCCGUGAAGUGUUCCAAAGUGUUUUUUGUUUUUUUUGUUACUGUUCCUACAUCACAGCCACGAAUACUUCAUCUUCCAACGUUUGUCCUUAUUCCUUUAAAGAUAAUAUUCAUACUAAGCUGUUUACAUAAAAAGGAGAAGAAAUAUGUCACUAAUAUUCCAAUAUACAUGAGGCCAUAUAUAUUCAUAUUAAAGAAAACCUAACAAAACACUCACUAGUUGAUUUGUUGAUAUCUCAAAGAGCUGAUAAAUGCUGAUUUGGAAUAAAUCCCUAAUGUGGUGAUUUGAAAUGUUUUAUGCUGGUAACAUGACCUGUAUCAAAUCUGGAAUAACUCGGUAUUCUUGAUAACAUGGGGGAUUCAUGUGCAAGUAAAAUGUAUUGACUGCAUCCUAUAUGUUCAAACUAAACAUUUACAUCUGUUCUUAGGGAAAGCAAAAAACAUUUGCCAGCAUAUAAGACAUAAAGAUCCAUCAACUGACAGAACAGAAUCGUACUGAAAUCUCUUAAGGAAGGGAUAUUUUCCCAGCCAGUAAGAAGGAGAGAGAUUCUUCCACCCAACCAGGAGCUCCUUUAAGAUAUUGAUGUUGAUUUAGGUAUCUAAUUACAUCAGAGAAACCAGUGAGGACUUACAGGCUUUAGUCGUAGGUUGAUCUACAGUUUAUGGAAAAUAUCAUUCCUGCUCUGGCAUGUUCUAAAGAAAGAGAGAGAGAGGGUGUGAUGAAAUCAUCUUUUUUUUUAACACAAAGUUUCUGCUUCAUGUGUCAUUUGAACAAAAAGAAACCCUGAAUGUUGAGUUUGUAAAGUGACAUGUACAAAGUGCCAUAAUAAAGCUAGCUGAAUCAAA